This is a messenger RNA of Mizuhopecten yessoensis (Yesso scallop), 1463 nucleotides long. RefSeq lists its product as uncharacterized. The record is from RefSeq and is a predicted model, not a curated record. The transcript has 4 exons. Lineage: Eukaryota; Metazoa; Mollusca; Bivalvia; Pectinida; Pectinidae. The coding region runs from base 28 to 624 and encodes 198 amino acids.
AUCAUGCCGGAAGUCAAUUUAUAACAUAUGGCAUGGAAUGGCUUCGGUGCGAAAAAAGACCAUGUCACUGUCGUGUCUGUCGAUAUACAGGCACACCAAUCGAUGAAAGGAAGAUUAAAACACUCGGAAUUGGAGUUUGAACAUUCGCCAGACAGCAUGUCAACAACUCCAGUUUCCCCUGGAUUUUCGCACACUAGAUCAGAUUCAGAGACGAGCUCUGAUGAUAAAUUGGACCAAGAUCUAGAGGAUAUGGCCAAUUGGCAUGAAGACCAGGGUUCAAUAUACUCACAGCAGAAUUUUCCCAAGAACAAUCUGUAUCAGGAGAUGACAGAUCCUGAACAGGAUGAUUCAGAGGCCUACAGUGAAUCCGAAGAUGAGAACCAAAAGGAAAUGAAUUGUGACUGGUGUAGUUCUUAUGACUUCACUGUAUUCAACUCAGAAUUAGCAGUCAACAAAAUUCCUAAUUCUGAUACUAUGACUAAACUUGAAUGGCUGUGCUAUCAGUUUCAUAGGUUUGUGUCCCAUCCAUCAAUGAGCAAAGCAGAGUUUACACACAAUCUUCAGAUGCAGAAAAUAAUACACAAUGACAAAGACAAUAUAUAUGCUUCCUUCUUCUUUCCAUGAAGCGAGACGUAUGGUAGAUCCAUUUAUUAUGAAAAAGGUUUUCAGUGCCUGUGUUAACGAUAGUGUGAUUUUCAGAAACAAAGAAAAAUACUCUUAUGGGGAUCUUACAGAAUAUCCUAUUUGUCAUGAAGGCAGAUACUUAUCUUCAGGUAAAAGGCUAGCACCAAGAAAAACAUUUGUGUAUGUACCAAUAGGUCCCAGACUUGCAAGGACAUUCAGAGAUAUUGGCACAGCUGGUAAAAAGUCAUCCUGGCAGUUCAUUUAAUGAAGAACAAAUUGGGGACAUUCGUCACUCUCCAGUGUGGAAAGAGAUUUACUCUGCUGAUGGGUACUUCAGUGGUGAUCUUGCAGGUAUUUCCUAUGCUCUUGGAUGGUGUAAAUCCGUUCCACAACAUCGGCGCCAGAUAUUCUAUGACACCAAUCAUGCUUACCAUGUUGAACCUACCACGCCACAUACGAAAUAAUUUCGGGAACAUUAACUUGGUAGGAAUUAUACCAGGAAUGGGGAAAGUGGAAACUGUCCCCUUUAAGCUGAGUCAGAAUUUGAAAAAUGCCAUUACCAUGCCCGUGUUAAAGGAGCAUGCUGAAAAAUCACUCUGCAUUCAUGUUUUUGAACUAGUUGACUAUGGAGACACUGUAUUAGUUCAUCAUAGUAGACUAGGAAAGAAGUGCAUCUUAGUCCAAAUAACACCAAAUCUCACAUUCAUAGGUGUUUUCACCGAAUACACUUGAACAUAACUGACUCAACAUAGUCAUAUUUUGUGUAAACUCAUGUACAUUAAUAGCCUACAAUUGUCUUUGUAAAGGGUAAUAUAUCUAUUAAAAAAUUGUUAAACUGA